GCUUUUCUCCACGAAUGCUGCCUGGCCUGCUGAGUUCCUCCAGCAUCUUGUUGAAGAUGAGGGGCUGUUCCUCAAGGUUACAUUAGCCUUCCUUACAACAGUGUGAGAGGCCACAGACAGAUGCUGCCUGACCUGCUGAGUGUUUCUAGAAUUUUGCGUUUUAUUUCUGCUGGAGAAGCUGGUUGUGAACCAUCUUCCUGAACCACUGCAGUCCUUCUGUUGAAGUAUAGACCCUGUGACACAUUUAUUAUGGACGUGGAGGGUUUUGGAGAGCUGCUGCAGCAAGCCGAGCAGCUUGCAGCAGAAACUGAAGGUGUGUCCGAGCUUCCACAUGUGGAAAGAAACCUGCAGGAGAUUCAGCAGGCUGGGGAGGUCUUGCGUUCCAGGACGCUGACUCGCACAUCGCAGGAGACAGCAGACGUCAAGGCGUCUAUUCUGCUCGGGACUAAAGGGUUGGACAUAUCUCACAUCUCUCAGCGAUUGGAAAGCCUGAGUGCAGCUACGACCUUUGAACCUCUUGAGCCAGUCAAAGAUACGGAUAUACAGGGAUUCCUGAAGAAUGAACGUGAUAAUGCACUGUUGUCAGCCAUUGAAGAGUCCAGAAGGAGGACAUUUGCAAUGGCAGAGAGGUAUCAUUGGGAGUCCAUGCUGGUGGAAUGGGAACAGGAGAAGCAAAAGAUCCUCCAUACUCUUCUGGCAUCGGGAGAAGAUGCUCUUGACUUUACCCAGGAGACUGAGCCAAGUUUUGUUAGUGCGAUGGGACCACCAGGACGCAGUGCAAUGGACAAUGUUGAAGUGGCGUAUGCUCGACAGAUUUAUAUAUAUAAUGAAAAGGUUGUGAAUGAGCAUCUUCAGCCAAACCUAGGAGAUCUUUGCAGUACUGUAGCUGAGUCUUUGGAUGACAAGAACGUCUCUGAAUUGUGGGCAAUGGUGAAGCAGAUGACUGAUGUCCCGCUGGUACUUGCCACAGAGACACUGAAGAGCCGUACCAGUUUGGAGAUGCAGAUGGCAUUUGUGAAACAAGCCUUGUGCUUUUUAGAGCAGAGCUACAAGAAUUAUGUAACAGCGACAGUAUAUGGAAACCUACAGCAGGCUCAACUAGGUGGCGUACCUGGGACUUAUCAACUGGUCCGUAGCUUUCUUAAUAUUAAGUUGCCAGGACCUUUGCAAGGACUUCAGGAUGGUGAAAUUGAAGGCCAGCCAGUCUGGGCUCUCAUCUAUUAUUGCUUGCGUUGUGGAGAUUUAAUGGCAGCAAUGCAGGUGGUGAAUCGUGCUCAACAUCAGUUGGGGGAAUUUCAUAAUUGGUUCAUGGAGUAUGUUCAAGGUGGUGAUAGAAGAUUACCUCCGACUGCAGAGAACAAACUUCGCCUACAUUACCGCCGUGCAUUACGGAACAGCACAGACCCUUAUAAGAGAGCGGUUUAUUGCCUCAUUGGUCGAUGUGAUGUUACUGAUAAUCACAGUGAAAUUGCUGAUAAGACCGACGACUAUCUCUGGUUAAAACUGAAUCAAGUGUGUUUUGAAGAUGAUGGCAACAGUUCACCUCAGGAUAAGCAAACCCUUCCUCAACUGCAGAGCCAGCUGUUGGAGGAGUAUGGUGAAUCACACUUUGCAGCCAAUCAACAUCCUUUUCUGUACUUCCAAGUGCUUUUCCUUACAGCCCAAUUUGAAGCAGCUAUUGCCUUCCUCUUCCGCAUGGAGCGACUGCGUUGUCAUGCAGUGCAUGUGGCAUUGGUUCUUUAUGAGCUAAAGCUUCUUCUGAAGUCAUCUGCCCAAAGUGCACAACUGUUGAGUCAAGACAGUGCUGAUCCCCGUCCAAUACGACGCCUUAAUUUCAUCCGUCUGCUCAUGUUAUACACCAGAAAGUUUGAGCCCACUGAUCCCAGAGAAGCUCUCCAAUAUUUCUAUUUCCUCAGAAAUGAGACUGACAGUCAAGGAGAAAACAUGUUCAUGCGAUGUGUCAGUGAGCUUGUCAUUGAAAGCCGAGAGUUUGACAUGCUGCUUGGUCGAUUAGAGAAAGAUGGCAGCCGAAAGCCUGGCAUAAUUGACAAGUUUUCAGGAAACACGAGAGCUGUAAUUAAUAAGGUAGCAUCAGUAGCUGAAAAUAAGGGCUUGUUUGAAGAGGCGGUGAAGCUUUAUGAUCUGGCCAAGAAACCAGAUAAGGUCUUGGAACUGAUGAACAAAUUAUUGAGUCCUGUGAUACCACAAAUCAGUGCACCCCAGUCUAACAAAGAACGACUGAAAAACAUGGCACUUUCUGUAGCUGAGAGAUAUCGCAAUCAAGGAAUUGCUGCUGCAAAGUCAAUUGACAGCACUUUCUACCUUCUGCUGGACCUAAUUACCUUCUUCGAUGAGUACCAUUCUGGCAAUAUUGACAGAGCAAUUGACAUCAUGGACAAACUGAAACUUGUGCCACUCAGUCAGGAGAGUGUUGAGGAGAGAGUGACAGCUUUCAAAAAUUUCAGUGAUGAGAUUAGACACAACCUGUCUGAAGUACUGCUUGCCACUAUGAAUAUUCUGUUUACCCAGUAUAAAAGACUGAAGGGUACAAGUCCAGCCACACCUGCGAGACCUCAGCGCGUGAUGGAGGACAGAGACACACAACUCAGGCGCCAGGCACGUGCCUUGAUAACGUUUGCUGGAAUGAUACCAUACAGGAUGGCUGGUGACACAAAUGCACGCCUGGUGCAGAUGGAGGUCCUCAUGAACUGACACAAUUGAGGAGAGCUUUCACAUUGGAACAAUAAACCAAUGGUGUAAUAGAUCUUUAUUUUUGGAGUUCACUUUGCAUUUUUCAAAUUGGAAAUAAUAUUUUCUUUGUUUAAAAUUUAAUUUUUACUUUUUGGAAACUCUUGCCCUUGUUAAUUUGAAUCUCCAGAUUUAAAAUAAAUGGGAAAUCACAAA
Molecule: messenger RNA, 2904 nt
Organism: Pristis pectinata (smalltooth sawfish)
Lineage: Eukaryota; Metazoa; Chordata; Chondrichthyes; Rhinopristiformes; Pristidae
Gene: nup93
Product: nucleoporin 93
Exons: 22
Coding region: 250-2712 (820 amino acids)
Biological process (GO): protein import into nucleus; poly(A)+ mRNA export from nucleus
Cellular component (GO): nuclear pore
Molecular function (GO): structural constituent of nuclear pore
Source: RefSeq, a predicted model, not a curated record